This is a messenger RNA of Cynara cardunculus var. scolymus (artichoke), 700 nucleotides long. RefSeq names its product protein SAMBA. The record is from RefSeq and is a predicted model, not a curated record. The coding region runs from base 118 to 471 and encodes 117 amino acids. Lineage: Eukaryota; Viridiplantae; Streptophyta; Magnoliopsida; Asterales; Asteraceae. The transcript has 3 exons. Gene Ontology annotation, molecular function: anaphase-promoting complex binding. Gene Ontology annotation, biological process: negative regulation of organ growth.
GGGGGCGGUAUUGUAAUAUUUUAAAGUUGAGGGUCAAGAUCUAAAAUAUCUGCAAUGUCUCAAAAAUUCAGUUGAAUUGUUCCCUGUUCUGUUCGUUUGAAAUCGAGAACGGAGACGAUGAGCAACAGUUCACUGACAUCAUCACCGGCGAGGUCGUCGAUAUCGACGACGGCGAUAGUAGGAUCGAACGCCAUGUCUUCAUCACUAGCCGUCGAUGAGGUUCAUUUUUCAACCGAUCUCAUUACUAUCCAAGAUCGGAAAGAUGAGGCUCUUCGAGCUCUGAAAUCUGAUUUGAUGGCUACACUAAACAAGGAAGUUAGAAUGUUGGAUGAAGAUAGCUGGAUGUUUGAAGGACCUCGCUCUCGUAUUCACCUUAUAUCACGACCAGGGGGUCUUCUAAAUAAGCAUGCAGAAACAAUGAAGCAUAAGUUGGCUACCCAAAAAAGGACUCAGAAUGCUUCAAUCAAGUAGAAAACUUUAGUCUUUGAUGAUAGUUCAUUCAACCUAAAAGGAGCUGAUUGGUUGAUUCAAGAAGAUUGAUUACAGGAACUUUUGGGAUUGUUGGUAGAAUAGAAGUUGCUGAAAGCUUGUUAGGUAUAACCAGAUAUGGUUUUGAACUUGGUAUCAAGAAUGUUACAAAUUUUCUUCUCAACAAUGGAACUUCAUUCAGAUAUUGAAUUUAUGCCUCUUCAUUCCUUGA